Molecule: messenger RNA, 3633 nt
Organism: Candoia aspera
Lineage: Eukaryota; Metazoa; Chordata; Lepidosauria; Squamata; Candoiidae
Gene: COL9A3
Product: collagen type IX alpha 3 chain
Exons: 32
Coding region: 336-2354 (672 amino acids)
Biological process (GO): extracellular matrix organization
Cellular component (GO): collagen type IX trimer
Molecular function (GO): extracellular matrix structural constituent conferring tensile strength
Source: RefSeq, a predicted model, not a curated record
CAAUGGGCCCCUUUUCCUGCCGCUUUCUAGCUGAAGCACACAGCAGGGUCUAAGAAAUCUCGAGCCGUGAAGGGACGCCUGGCUUUGCUGUUGGACCAACCCUCCUGCUCCUCCCUCUUUCUCCCCCACCUUUCUGAAGGACCUGAUCUCUUUCUCUCAUUGAGUGUUGCUCCUGGCUGAUCUAUCUUUCUCCCCUUGUAGCUCUGAAAAUCUAGGUGGGCUUGCUCUGAACUGAAAAUUGAUUUGAUCAGCAGGGAAUGAGUUAAUUGAAAUCAGAAGGAAGAAGAAAACUUCUCUUGUGCCUGCGAACUGGAAGGAAUUAAGCAGAUACAGCUAUGACUGGUUUAUUACUCCUUGGAAUUUUUUUCCUCUCUCAACUUUUAGCCAUUGCUUCUGCUCAGAGGCCAGGACCACGAGGCUUGCCUGGACCGCGAGGACCUCCAGGGCCACCUGGUAAAGAUGGCAUUGAUGGAGAACCUGGCCCUCCUGGUUUGCCUGGGGCACAAGGGCCUAAAGGAACACAAGGGAAGCCUGGGAAAAAAGGAGAUGCUGGUUUGCCAGGUCUUCCGGGAGUAGAUGGUUUAACAGGUUCUGAUGGCCCACCUGGACCGGCAGGAUCCCCUGGAGACAGAGGUAGUAUAGGACCAGCAGGACCAGUUGGACCAGCGGGCAAAGGACUUGCAGGACCACCAGGACCUCCGGGCACCAGUGGACGUCCAGGAGGAAGGGGGCCCCAAGGUUCGCCAGGACCAUCUGGACUUCCAGGGUUUCCAGGACCUCCAGGACCACCUGGUAUCCCUGGAGUGCUUCUUGACCACAACAGAGAUCUUCAGUGUCCAUCUCUCUGUCCACCGGGCCUUCCAGGACCACCAGGAAUACCAGGAUUCAAGGGGCACACCGGUCAGAAAGGAGAACCUGGAGAAGUAGGCAAAGAUGGGGAGAAGGGUUCACGAGGACCACCAGGCCCGGUGGGGCCCCCAGGAACUGUUGGCUUGCAGGGUCCUCGGGGAUUAAGUGGACCAGUUGGGCCAAUCGGUCUUAUUGGUGACAGGGGAGACAUUGGAUUCAGAGGACAACCUGGAAUACCAGGACCUCCAGGAAAAGCAGGCCCCCGUGGUGAUAGAGGCCAUCAAGGUUUUCAAGGGCCAAAAGGUGAUGCUGGUCAACCAGGUCCAGAAGGAGCUCCAGGGACUGCUGGGCCUCCAGGAGAACCUGGCAUUCCUGGAAAAGAUGGAAGAGAUGGAGCACAUGGACUUGACGGUGAGAAGGGCGCUGCAGGUCGUUCUGGUGCUGCUGGAGAGAAAGGCCCAAAUGGACUCCCUGGACUACCUGGAAGCGCAGGCCCUAAAGGUGAAAAGGGGCAACCUGGAACUCCUGGAGAAAUGGGAGAAUCUGGCCCUCCAGGAGAACCAGGUUUACCUGGAGAACAAGGUAUUCCUGGUGAGAGAGGUGAACCUGGCCCAAGAGGAUCUUCUGGAGGGCUUGGUCCACAAGGACCUGCUGGAGCAGCUGGCGUAAGAGGCUUCCAGGGUCAUACGGGACCAAGUGGGGAGCCUGGUCGACCUGGCCCCACCGGGCUACGGGGGGAAUCCGGUGAGCAGGGUCCUACUGGAGUUUCAGGACCCAAAGGUAACCAGGGCAUUGCAGGAACAGAUGGACUGCCAGGAAGUAAAGGAGAACUGGGUCCUUUUGGACCUCCUGGUCAGAAAGGGGAGGCAGGACAGAGAGGAGACCUCGGCCCUAAAGGAGUCCAGGGCCCCAAUGGAACUGUUGGAAUGCCAGGAAUUCCAGGCCAUCCAGGCAAAAUGGGUUUACAAGGAGAGCAAGGAAUCCCUGGGAUUGCUGGGAAACCAGGCCCUCCGGGAAAAGAAGCUAGUGAGGAACGCAUACGGGAGCUCUGUGAUGGAAUGAUCAGUGAGCAAAUUGCCCAGUUAGCUGCUAAUUUAAGAAAACCUUUGGCUCCUGGCCUCAUGGGGAAGCCUGGGCCUACUGGCCCUCCAGGGCCUCCGGGGGCAAUGGGGAGCAUUGGACAUCCUGGGGCCCGUGGCCCACCUGGAUACAGGGGACCAACAGGGCAUUUGGGAGCCCCUGGUCCCAGAGGGGACCCUGGUGAAAAGGGAGACAAAGGGGUCAUCGGCAAAGGCGUUGAUGGACCUGAUGGAGAUCAAGGAUCACAAGGACCACCAGGUGUCCCUGGAACUAGGAAAGAUGGUCGGAAUGGUUUCCCUGGUGUUCCUGGAUUACCAGGAGACCCUGGAAGACCAGGUUCAGCUGGAGCACAAGGAACUCCAGGACUCUGUGAUACAUCUGCCUGUAUGGGAGCUGCUGCUAGAGGAAAAUCCAAGAAAUCAUAAAACUGCAUGAAGUUGAAUGAAUGAAGUGAGGAAAGGGAACUGAGCAUUCAAUGGGUUUGUUCAUACAUGAUGAAACACUGUCCUAAUCGAAAGAAAAUGAAUAAAAUGGAUACUAUACAGGUAGUCUUUGACUUGCAACCAUUCAAUCGUUUGAAGUUACAACAGCGCUGAAAAAAGUGACUUACAACUAAUCCUCACACUUAUGACCAUCACAGCAUGUAUCUAUGACAGUUGCAGCGUCCCAGGGUCACGUGAUUAUCAUUUGCGACCUUCCCAGGGGCCUUCCGACAAGCAAAGUCAAUGGGGGAAGCCGGAUUUGCUUAACAACUGUGGCUAAAAAGGUCGUAAAAUUGGGCAUGACAUUGCUUAGUGACAAAAGUUCUGGUCCCAAUUGUGGUUAAGUCGAGGACUACCUGUAUUUCAGUUCCAUGGGGAAAAAAAUCAACUUAAACAAAAUGGUCUCUGUAGUUAAAUUCUGUUUCAUACAAUGUAUAAGUUCUUUGCAGAGAUAUCCUAUUAUUCCUGAAGUAUUUUCCAUUUAACAACUUCCCGCUAAGAUUAUACACUUUUUGCAAUGGCUUCAUUUGCCACCAUUUUAUGUUUAUGAAUCCUGUUUUACUACUGGUAAAAUGACAGAUGUAAAGGUUCCAUUUAUUAUUUGCCAGCUGGUCCAACUGUACAUACCUGCAGAUAUUACUGGGCAGAUGACUCAGAGAGAAUUAUCUAGCAGGAACAAUGCACACAUAGUCCCAUUAAAUGGCUAGGAGCUGGGAUACUUUGUAGAGAUCUCUGUCUAUUUUGACUGGGGUUCAUAAAUGUAAAAGAAGUGAACUGAAUCAAAAUGGAUGCUAAGAACUACUGUUUAUAAAAUCUGCACAAUUCAAAGAUCCCCCUGAAAUUCACACCCCAGCAUUUUGUACCAACAGCUUAUUAUAUUGAAUCAAAAGCCCUGUUGGAGAUUCAUCUGAGUGUUCACGGGUGUGGGUUGAUCACAACAGCAGCAGAAACAUUCUGCAGGUGUGUUAUCAUGAUACACUCAGAGCCCACUCUCUGACAUGAAUUCUUAAAAAAACUUCCAGUUCAUGGUUUAUGAGACAAAGCCUGUAUGUAUCUGUUCCUCAAGUGAUGAAUUUGAACAUUUCUCCAUUAUUAUAAAGGAUAUUCAGUAAUGACACGUUAUACCCUUUCCACAUUAUUGAUAAAGACACAAUGUACAGAAAAUGAACACUAUCUAAACGGAGUGUAUAAAUUACUGUAAAAAUAAAAUUUAAAACUGUAA